Kalmanozyma brasiliensis GHG001 is the source of this 1590-nucleotide messenger RNA. Its product is annotated as Bystin. Bases 1 to 1590 code for a protein of 529 amino acids. NCBI's taxonomy places the organism in Eukaryota, Fungi, Basidiomycota, Ustilaginomycetes, Ustilaginales. Gene Ontology annotation, cellular component: preribosome, small subunit precursor; nucleolus; cytoplasm. Gene Ontology annotation, molecular function: snoRNA binding. The transcript has a single exon. Gene Ontology annotation, biological process: rRNA processing. The record is from RefSeq and is a predicted model, not a curated record.
AUGCCACGCAUCCCCACCACCAAGCUCGCCAAGGGCGGAUCAAAACGUCACAAUCCACUCCCACAGCAGCUCCAAGAAGACCAAUUGACCUCUAAAUUUGGUCUCGUAUCGGCGCCCGGACGUCGAUCGAAGAAGACAGCCAAGCCGCAAUCAGCAUCCGACGAUGAGGAGGAUCAAAAGCAGUAUGCCGCUCCCAAGGGUAUGGUCACAGGAGGAAAGGCGGGCGCAGCCAGCAAGGAGAAGAAGUACAUCGACCCCAAGCUAUCGAGGAACAUCUUGCGACUCGCACGGCAACAGCAGGAGGAGAUUGAGCGUGAAGAGUUGGAGUUGCAGAACCCUGCCUCGGCAUCAGCUGGCGCUUCCACUUCAGCCUCGAAUGGCAUGACCGCACGCGAUGGGCCGAGAGGAUCCGCGUCGGCAGCCAUGCCUGACGACUCGGACGAUGAAGAUGCAGACCUCGAUGAUUUGGGAGAGCUGGACGACGAUGAAGCAGAGAUGGGUGCCAAUGGCUGGACAUCGUACGACGCCAAUCUCGAGAUCGACCCGUCAGAUCGAGCGCUUCUCGACAAUUUCGAGGCCGAGCAUGGCGGCGACGACGAGCACGAUGCUCCCAUGGGCGGCGCAGGUGGAUUUGGUGGACACGGCAACAAGACGCUCGCCGAUCUCAUCAUGGAAAAGAUCGAAGCCGCUGAAGCAGCAGGCGACGGACCGACCCAACAGCAGCUCGAAGAGCGACGCAUGCCACCAGGCAUCAACCCCAAAGUCAUCGAAGUCUACCGCAAGGUCGGCGAGCUCCUCUCCCGUUACAAGUCCGGUCCUCUCCCCAAGGCCUUCAAGAUCGUGCCCUCCUUGCCAGCAUGGGAGUCGAUCCUCUACAUCACCGAUCCUGCCAUGUGGACACCGCACGCCACCCUCGCUGCGGUCCGCAUCUUUGUGUCCACCAUGAAGGCCGACCAGAUGCAGCGCUUCUACGAACUCGUUCUCCUUGACAAGGUACGCGACGAGAUCCAAGACGACGGCAAAGUCUCGUACCAGACGUACGAAGCGAUGAAGAAGGCCAUCUACAAGCCCGCUGCGUUUUUCAAAGGCUUCCUCUUCCCCAUGUGCGAAUCCGGCACGCUGACGCUCAAGGAAGCCGCCAUCGUCUCGUCGGUUCUCGCCAAGGUCUCGAUUCCUGUCCUGCACUCGGCCGCAGCACUACUGCGUUUGGCAGAGAUGGAGUACUCGGGACCCACCUCGCUCUUCAUUCGAGUGUUGCUGGAUAAGAAAUACGCGCUGCCGUACAAGGUCGUCGACUCGCUCGUGUUCCACUUUAUCCGAUUCGCAGAGCCCAACUCGGGCGUCGAGCUGGACAAGAUCACGAGGGAGAGGAGGAUGCCCGUCUUGUGGCACCAGAGCAUGCUCGUGUUCGCACAGAGGUACAAGCAGGAUCUGACACCGGAUCAGAAGUCGGCGCUGCUGGAUCUGUUGAGGGUCCAGAAGCACGAGGGCAUUUCGCCAGAGGUUAGGAGGGAGUUGCUCACGGCAACAGCGAGGGGCGAGAUGAUGGACGAGCCUGUGGACGAGGACGAUGAUAUGAUGUCGAUUUGA